Fusarium verticillioides 7600 is the source of this 4745-nucleotide messenger RNA. RefSeq lists its product as hypothetical. The transcript is spliced from 3 exons. The coding region runs from base 596 to 1639 and encodes 347 amino acids. NCBI's taxonomy places the organism in Eukaryota, Fungi, Ascomycota, Sordariomycetes, Hypocreales, Nectriaceae. The record is from RefSeq and is a predicted model, not a curated record.
ACGAGGUCCCGUCCAAGUUAGCAACCGCCAGACUAGGUAAGUAUAGUUCGCCUGCCCUCACCCAUCAUCCUUCGACCAACUUUCUACUCUACUCUACUCUACUCCACUCGGUCCUCUCUCUCCCUCCUCCCUCCUCCUUCUCACAGAGUCAACAGCUUUGUUACAACCAUUCCCGUAUCGUACCGCCUUGCUCAUCGUCGCAGAUCCACUGCGUCAUGAGAGGCUGAUAAACUCUUGACCCUCCUCACUCAGCUCGACAUACGAAUUGGUCUGUCCUGACUAAUUAGCUCGACGUCUCUUUAACCGGGACUGUCGCUAUCUAUCGGAGGAUACAUUAUCGUCCCUUGAGCGCCACUACUUUCGGUCCCACCGAUUGCAAAAACACCAUCGUCUCUACUCCGUACUGGACUACCUCACGACUCAUAGCAAACCCUGUUAUCCAAUUUUUACUCAUCAUAUUCGCCUCACAAUCUAGACCACCGUAUAGAGGGGGCGAUAAAUUAUCUCAUAUCAAAUCUCACUCAAAACUAUUUCAGUCACUCAAAGCAACAAGCAUCAAAGAACUCUCAAACUCUGUUAUCACAAACUAUCAAACAUGAGUUCUCCUUCCCAGGCCGGGCCCUCGUCCCGUAGAGAAGAAAAGAAAGAGAAGGGAUUCAGCAAGCUUCUUACUCGCACUAAAACUUUCCUCAAGCGAGAGGGCUCCUCAUCUGCUUCUAAGCGUCAGUCGACUCUCUCGACUACCAAGCCUGCCGCUCCAGCCAAGGCUGAGGAGACUGCCCAGACGAGUCAACCUCCUGCUCCGGAGAACAAGAAGUUGGAAGCCAAGGCUAAAUAUGAAGGCUUGGAGGGUGUCUCUAAACUCACUAGGAGCCAAUUGAUCGAAGAGCGUGCUAAGAAGCUUGGUGAGCGCUAUGGACUCGAUAUCAACGUUUCCGAACUUCAGACCAGAUCGCCCGACGACACCGUUCUCCGCAUUGACAAGCCGAUCCGUAUGCGCGUACGACGAACCUGCCACAAGUGCAACUCUACCUUUUCUUCUGCCAAGGAGUGCCCCAACUGCCAGCAUGCCCGCUGCACCAAGUGCACCCGUUACCCUCCCAAACGAAGCGAAGCCGAGAUUAUCGCCAGCCGUGAGCGACGUGCCGCUAUCAUCAAAGCCAACAAGGAGAACGCUCCCAUUAUCCCCGACUACUCUUACGCCUUUGAUGAGAAGAAGAUCGUCCUUACUCGACCCAGCAAGACAGGUGGUCAGGACCUGGUCCACAAGAAGCCUCGUCAACGCGUGCGAAGGACCUGUCAUGAAUGUUCGACUCUGUUUAUCUCUGGUAAUAAAACUUGCGAGAAGUGUGGCCACAUCCGCUGCACUGACUGUCCUCGAGAUCCCCCCAAGAAGGAAAAGUAUCCAUAUGGUUAUCCUGGAGAUGAAUUCGGCCCAAGUAGUGUGCCACACUAUGAGUGUAAGGAGUGCAAGACGAUAUUCCCAACCGGUGCUGAAAAUGGAACCAAAUGCACGAAAUGUGGUUCGGAGAAAACAGAGGACUCGCCCCGUGUCAAACCCCGCAAAGUCGAACCUGAACCAGACCCGGAGAUAUUGAAGAGGCUACAGGAGCGACUUGAGAAUCUAAAAGUGGCAUAACUUGCAUACACCAUGAGACUCUGGAGCUGGAGAAUCGGGGGCGAAGGGGGGAUGCUAUUUCAUUCAUCGUUUUACACAACCACACACGACGACGACAUUCAAGCUGCGAGAGUGACGGGCGACGGGCGGAGAACAUACCAACCAUCUCAUGUCAUGAGUCGAAAAUUCGAUGACCGUCGACCCCCAUCCGCAGUUCAUUUUCCUUCUGCUUGGCCACACGUUGCACAGUUCAUCGACCCUUUAACAUAGGUUCAAAAGAGUAUUUGACACGAAGCCUGUUUGUUUUUCACGACAUAGAGACGGCAAUUCAUAUCAGCCGGCGCAUACAACAUUACGUUCCCGAUCAUUCCAUUCAAGCGUACCUCCAUGAUUUUGCAUUACCAGCCAUCAGUCAUCUGCAGGCAUUUACAAACCCGGGAGUUAUGAUUCAGGAGAGCCAGAUGAUGUAGAGGGACAGGUUGGGAUAUACGGGUUGAUUUGUCGAGAAGUGCUGAAAAGGGGUGGUUUGUGUCUUGACAAACAAAAUUCGCAUGUACCUUGCGGGCCGUGACAAAUGAAGGAUGGAUACCACAGCGAGUGUGCCACACAUUGUCAAUGUAUUUGGCGAAAGCGAAGAAGCGGUGUUUUUUUUUUUCAUUCUCUCAGUAAACACAAUUCUGUUUGGCGAGCGAUGCCUACGCACGCUCUGCAUCAAUGAGGAAGACGUCAAUCCUUCAUACCUAACACCAAUACCGUUUAACGAACGCAAGUGAUAACCAUUCCAUGUAUGCCAUCCCCUCUCAUUCGCUCUGAUCAGGAUGUGACAUCAUAUCCAUGCCAUUAUCCUCACCUAGUUCAUCCAAGAACCCCAGCAAUGCAGGAAACACGUGAGUCUUGCCUUUACAUCGGCAUCAUACUGGUACAUAUGUGAUGUCCCUACCCCAACAGUGUCCAUGAUUCAUUCAACCCAACUAGCUCUAUGCGGGUGUUGUAAUACUUCCAGUAUACGUAAGUGGUGCUUGUGUUGGGCAAGAUGCAAGAGUUGUGCCAUGGUCUGGUGCUUUUUGUGUAGCGGUGUGUGUCGCACAGGCGCUGCAUAGUGGUGGCGCUGAUACCGUGAGGAGAUACAGGUGCAUUCGGCUCAUCGGGAGGACGUGAAAGUGAGUGUGAGGCGUAUGGGUGCUAUGGGAGAGCUAGAGACAAGGGAUGAUGGGGGGCGUUCUUCCGGGGGGCUGUCUUGGGUAGUGGUUCUAGAAUAUGUCUGAGAUGUUACUAGAAGGGCUAUGAUGGUUCAGGUACCCUUGCAUGCCUCUAUUAAAUGAUCGAAAUACUACCUAUCUAACAACUUCACGAUCACUCCGUGUUGUCCACUCCCUCGGCACAUGUGAUCCCAUGCCGGAUAUGGGCAGAGUGUCUCUAAUAUGCCUCACUCCAGAGGCUGGUCUCCUUCCUUGAUGAACGGCUCAAGACUGAUCCUAGCUGUAUGGGUCACCGAAGCACCGAGGGUGUCAAGCCGGUUGAUCUUUCGGCCAAGAUACCUACCCACACCAUCCAUUCGGUUGUUGAGAUGGGCAUGCUGUUCAUCCACUCUACGUUGAAUAAUUGAGUUUUGGAAUUCGUUCUGGUUGAGGAUGGGCAUGAGACGGUGCGUUGGGUAAAAUCGACCUCUAAUCGACUGCUCCUUGAACACGACGUUCUCCUUGAUCAGUGCGUAGCGCCAGCGCUGUGCCCCGACCGAAUGGCGCCACUGGCUCUCAUUUCGUAACGCAACGGGAAGGUGUUCAUCCCGGACAAUGUUUGGCUGGUCUUCAGAUACGAGCUGGUAGAUAUGGCCGACGAAAAAGACGGCGCCUGGGAAGUCCGAGGUGGUGAAUAUGCGCCGGAGGCCCAGGACGCACGUCUCGGCCGGGACGUUCAGCUCAGUCGGGAUUGAUCUGAGCCGUAUUGCGUCGCCAAUCUCGAUGCGCUCAGCCCCAAAGAAGCAACCCCAGUACGCAAUUCUCUUGAAGUUCGGCUCUUCGGACAUUUUGGACCACAGGGAGUACGAGUAGUCAAUCUUCACAGCUGCCAUCUUAGAAGCGUCAAGUGCAAUCAUCUCUCGACGGUUCCCGUCUGCAGUGCUCUGGAAGAGAGCCUCCCAUGAAACACCAUCGUAUUCUUUGUCCUUCAAUUCGGGGAGGUUGACAGGUGGUACGGUGAAGGCAUAAAAGGGUCGCAUUUCUCCCUCUGUUUUGUUCACAUUGUUUUGUUGGACGAUGCCAUGACCAAUGGGCAUGACCUCAUGAUGGCUGGCAGUGGAUGAAGCAAUAAUCCCAAGGCGCCAUGCAUUGCCGUUCAGAUACCAGACCAGUUCUCCUGACCUGAACAGCACAGGUGAUUUUAGUGACCACUGUAGCUGUGGGGGCUGUGCUUGAGUAGGAGGUGGAACUUGCUGUUGGAUCUGUUGCUGUGCUUGAGACUUGGGUUGUUGAAUUUGAGGUGGUUGCUGCUGCUGAAGUGGCUGUUGCUGAUUUUGGGGUUGAGAUUGAGGCUGGGGUUGGAGCGCCUGCUCCUGUGGCCGAACCGGGGGCCGGUGUUGAAUAUGCUGUUGUAUUGGGGUUGAAGCUGCAGGGGCCGGUGUCGGUACUGGUGAGUUCUGUGCUGUAGUAGCAGGGGUAGACUGUGUUGACUGUGAUCGUGAUGCAACUUGGUUCGGCUUCUGAGGUGCCUGUCCAGGCAUUGGAGGGAGUGGAACGGGCGUGACCUUGGGUGGGAUCUUAUCGAUUUUGAUAGGUUCAUGUGUGAUAAUCAACGCGUCGUCAGCACCCAUACCCCCUUUGAUUGAGUUGAACCCGUUGCAGUGCGCACAGCAACAGUCUCGGUAGUCCAUCGAUGUUGAGAGUAACCAUAUCAGAUGCACUGCAAAUUCCUGCGGGCUCUUGAAAAGCUUCACCUUGAUAGGAUACCCCGAAACCCAAAGAUGUUUGGAUUUCUCGUAUAGCCAGUAACCUCGCGGGAAGUUAACUAGCCACGGAUUCCCCUCUGCACGUCGUUAGAUAUCUGAGAGGGAUGAGGCAGAGGAGCCAACUUACCAUCGGGGUUUGGACAUAACUCUUGCUUCAGCAGGAUCCCGAGUUUGACUUUCCAC